Messenger RNA from Galeopterus variegatus (Sunda flying lemur), 3389 nucleotides. It is a transcript of the gene IRAK4, whose product is annotated as interleukin-1 receptor-associated kinase 4. The transcript is spliced from 11 exons. The record is from RefSeq and is a predicted model, not a curated record. NCBI's taxonomy places the organism in Eukaryota, Metazoa, Chordata, Mammalia, Dermoptera, Cynocephalidae. Gene Ontology annotation, biological process: protein phosphorylation; signal transduction. Gene Ontology annotation, molecular function: magnesium ion binding; protein serine/threonine kinase activity; ATP binding. Bases 1 to 1383 code for a protein of 460 amino acids.
AUGAGCAAACCUGUAACACCGUCAACAUAUGUGCGCUGCCUCAAUGUUGGACUAAUUAGGAAGCUGUCAGAUUUUAUAGAUCCUCAAGAAGGAUGGAAGAAGUUAGCCAUAGCUAUUAAAAAACCAUCUGGUGAUGAUAGAUACAAUCAGUUUCACAUAAGGAGAUUUGAAGCAUUACUUCAAACUGGAAAAAGUCCCACUUGUGAAUUGCUAUUUGACUGGGGUACGACAAAUUGCACCGUUGGUGAUCUUGUGGAUCUCUUGGUCCAAAAUGAGUUUUUUGCUCCUGCGAGUCUUUUGCUACCAGAUGCUGUUCCAAAAACUAUUAAUACAUUACCUUCUAAAGAAGCUGUAACAGUUCAGCAGAAACAGAUGCCUUUCUGUGGAAAAGACAGGACAUCUAUGAUACCUGUGCAGAAUCUUGAACAAAACUGUAUACCACCUGACUCCUCAAGUCCAGAAAAUAAAAGUUUAGAAGUUAGUGAUACACGUUUUCACAGUUUUUCAUUUUAUGAAUUGAAGAGUGUCACAAAUAACUUUGAUGAACGGCCUGUUUCUGUCGGUGGUAAUAAAAUGGGAGAGGGCGGAUUUGGAGUUGUGUACAAAGGCUAUGUGCACAACACAAUGGUGGCAGUGAAGAAGCUUACAGCAAUGGUUGACAUUAGUACUGAAGAACUAAAACAACAGUUUGAUCAAGAAAUAAAAGUAAUGGCAAAGUGUCAACAUGAAAACUUAGUAGAACUACUUGGCUUCUCAAGUGAUGGAGAUGACCUCUGUUUAGUGUAUGUUUACAUGCCCAACGGUUCAUUGCUAGACAGACUGUCUUGCUUGGAUGGUACUCCACCACUUUCUUGGCACAUGAGAUGCCAGAUUGCCCAGGGUACAGCUAACGGCAUCAGUUUUUUACAUGAAAACCAUCAUAUUCAUAGAGAUAUUAAAAGUGCAAAUAUCUUACUAGAUGAAAGCUUUACUGCCAAAAUAUCUGACUUUGGGCUUGCAAGGGCUUCUGAGAAGUUUGUGCAGACAGUCAUGACUAGCAGAAUUGUGGGAACAACAGCUUAUAUGGCACCUGAAGCUUUGCGAGGGGAAAUAACACCCAAAUCUGACAUCUACAGUUUUGGUGUGGUUUUAUUAGAAAUAAUAACUGGACUUCCAGCUGUAGAUGAACAUCGUGAACCUCAGUUAUUGCUAGAUAUUAAAGAAGAAAUUGAAGAUGAAGAAAAGACCAUUGAAGAUUAUAUUGAUGUGAAGAUGAAUGAUGCUGAUCCCACUUCAGUUGAAGCUGUGUACUCUGUGGCUAGUCAGUGUCUGCAUGAAAAGAAAAAUAAGAGACCAGACAUUCAGAAGGUUCAACAGCUACUGCAAGAGAUGGCAACUUCUUAAAACUUUAUUGGAAUAGAUUCUUGAUUUUUUGUAUACAUCUAUCUAAAGCAUUUUCUAAACUGAUUUUUUUCUCAGUGUUCUUCUUUACCUUUAACAAGUCAGUAUGAUACAGUGCAGUGGUUAUUAAAGCAUGGGAUGAACCUCCAACAUCUACGACAAAUAAAAGUAGAGUCACCAUAUCAACAGUUAGCCCUACCUACUUGUAACAGUCCCUGAGAUGUCUUCUUUAAGCAUCAUCAACACAGUUUGAAAACUACAGGAUUAGCAAAAGAACACGGGGCUAUAGGGUGAAAAGACCCUGUUCUGAAGCCCAACUGACUCCACUACUAAUUUGCUGUAAAGCUUCCAGCAAACUCUUAGCUGCUUUGAGCCUUGGUUUUUCUCACCUGUAACAUUGGACUAGUAUCUGCGGUGCCUGUCUGAUAGGUAGUCAUGAAAAUCAAAUGAUGCAGAAUUUAUACAAGCACUUUUUAAACUAUAAGGUGAUGUAAAAUGUAAAGUUUAUAGAAGCAACUAUAAAAUCCUAUUUCAGUUGUGUAUUUAUAGGAUCAUGUUCACAGUAUGUUAUUUUAUACAGUCAUUCACCACAAACCAAAUGUAGAGAUAUUCCCGUGAUGAUAUGGCCAUUAUUAGAUUAUGUUACAUGGAAAAGCUGAAGGAAUUUUGCAAAUGCAAUUAAGGUCUCUAAUCAGCUGACUGAGUAUCAGAAGGGAGACUGUGUUGAAUGGGCCUGACUUCAUCAGGUGAACUCUUACAAGAAGUCAGAGAGAUUAUCCUGUGGGCCUUGAAGAAGUAAGAACCAUGCUGUGAGAGGGCCACAUUGUCUAAAGUCUAAGGGUGGCCUCUAGGAGAUGAGAGCUACCUUCAAACUGUCACCUGGCAGGGAAAAAAUGGGUCCUCAGUUGUACAACCACAAGGAACUGAUUUCUGCCAACAACCUGAAUGAACUUAGGAGAGUGCUCCAAGGUUCAAAUGAUACCAUAGCCUGGGCUGACACCUAGAUUUCAGCUUUGUGAAACCCUCAGUAUGAGGAUCUGUCUGAGCUGUGCCUGGACUUCUGAGAUACAGAACUAUGAGAUAAUAAAUGGGUUGCAUUAAACCACUAAAUUUAUGGUAAUUUAUCAUGCAGCAACAGAAAGUGAAUACCAAUACUGCCAUGAUGAUUCUCCCAUGAUGAUUUCCUAUCAUGUUUAUGAGUUCUGCCCACACUCAAGGGGUGUGUGGAAAUUUUAAAGAGUAUAUAUACCAGGGGAUUGUAGUGUACUGAUUUUCACUGGAUUUCUCUUUUCAUCAUUCCCAGUCUUGUAGUUUGCUUGUUUUUCCAUAGAGAAUGAGAGAUCUCUGGAUAGCAGUGGCAAAUUGAUUUUUUAAAAUGAUUUUUACCUAUUUUAAGUUUAAAAUUCAUAGUUUGUUUAUAUUAUUUACAAACUUAUUUUCCAGCUUUGCAUGAGCAAAAGGAAGGAAUUUUCUUAAGUAUCAGAACUGGUUGAUAGAAAAACUAUUAUGUGUAGAAGGAAUACCUAGUGUGUAUUAUUAUUCAUUCAUUAAAUAACCUCUAUGUCAUAAGUUCUUUCAUUAACACACCCAGAACAAGAGUAUGUAAAGAGAGCUGUAGCAAAAAGUGAUCAUCCUCUAUAAUGUACUGUUUAGACCUUCCUAAAUGCUUUCCUGGGAAAUAAAGAUUGUACACCUUUCAAAUCACCUUUAUAAAUUAAAUAUUUAAACACAAAGAAGCAUUUGCUAAUUGAAAAGGAAAAUAAAUAAAAUGACUUAGUCCAAAUUAAUCUCAACAGGAACCCACAUAAUUUGAGACAGUAUGAUGUUAUAAACCACGGUGUUAUAAAGGAUAAUUAUAAACCAUGGUGUUAUAGAUGAUAAUUAUAUUAUAUUAAAAUGUAAUGAAAAUUUAACUUUCUUGAAAUUAAAGCAUAUAUGUAAAGUAGUAUGUAUGUAGCUGUGAUUAUGGAUUAUGACCAAACCUUAUUAAAGUUUAAGUAAGUAAACCA